AGUCUUCAGUGAGUUGUACUUGGUGCCGGUUGCGUUUGCGCAUUCGUAUUGAUUUAACGUUGUUUGGAUUUGCAUCGGUUCUCGGUAGUGUACGGAAUAUGUGUCCUUUUUUAAUCGUGACCGAUCGAUUUCGCUUCAAGCAAACUAAAUUUAUUCUGACAGUGGUUAUAAAGUUGUUUAUUUAAGGAAGUGGCGAUAAUGCGAUAACUUGCGAAGAGAAACAGAAAUGUGUUGCAAAAUCAUGUGAGAAUGGCCCAUUUUUUGGACGUAUAUCCUAGUGAAUUCGAAGUGAAUUCAAAGUGAUUGUCAGUGCAAAAGUGAAAACACCUUGAAUAGUGAUAGAAAUUAAGGAAUUUUUUUUUCAUUUUGAAAAUAUUAUGAAAAUAGCGUCGAAAAAUUUUGUGUGAAAAUAAAAUGCAUGGCUUGAGCGAGAAGAUGUAUUGGAAGUAUUUUUUUGUGUUUGUGUGCCUGUUCGUUGGUCAUUAUUGUGAAAAUUCGUGGGAUAAUGAUGAAGUUGAAAAUCAGCAGGUUGAAAGCCGUAGACUGAAUGGCCAUUAUUAUCGGCAUAGUUUACGAAAUGAUGUUGAAACAUCAAACCAUCAUCAACUUCGUGUGUUAUCCGAUGAGCCAUCGAAUGGUGAGUCGGUGCCUUUUGGUGCGGUCGAUCGAAAAAAUGUGCGUCGUACAAAACUUAGACGUCGUAAAAUGGGUAGCAGCUAUAAAAAAACGAACACAUUUCGCCGGGGUCAACGUAACCGUCAUAACAAAAAUGGAUUUCAAGUAGUGUCCGACGCGGAUUACACAUCCGAUGCUGAUAAUAAUAAAGACGAUGAGGAGACGAACGAGGCUGGCCUCUGGCCACCAGUCGUGAACGUUGCACCGAGAGCUAUUCUACAUGCGAAUGCAACCUGUGGUCAAAGCCAUCGUGAGGAAUUUUGUCACACAAUCGAUGCACAUCCCCAGCGGCAACGUAAGCCAAAAUGCAGCGUUUGUGAUUCGCAUGACGCUGAUCGACAACACCCAAUUGACUAUGUUAUUGAUGGAUCACAGAAAUGGUGGCAAAGUCCGACUUUAAAUAGCGGUGCAGAAAAUGAAUAUAUUACUAUUACGAUGGACUUAAAACAGAACUUCCAAGUGAUAUUCAUAGCGCUCAAAGCGGCAGUUUCUCCACGACCAGCGUCUUGGGUUCUGGAACGGUCAUUUGAUGGAUAUGAGUAUUUUCCAUGGCAAUACUUUGGCGUGAAUGACGAUGACUGUCGAAAACGAUACAACCUUCCGGGUCAAAAUGAACCAUACCAACUCGAAACAGAUGAUCAAAUCAUCUGUUCCACACAAUUUUCGAAGGCGGUACCCUUGGAAAACGGUGAAAUUCACAUAAAAGUACUGGAAGGACGACCAGGAACGAAAACAAAAGUGAUACCAACCACUUUGCUUGAUUUCACGUUGGCGCGAUAUUUAAGAUUUCGUUUCCAAGGAAUGCACACAACGCUACAAUCGUCCAAUAGCAUUCAAUGGCUUGUCGAUCGCGAUCAGCUGAAUAAACGAAGCUUUUACUCGUUACGUUAUAUCAAGAUCGGCGCUCGUCUUGACUGUAAUGGACACGCAAAACAGGCGAAGCUAUAUAACGAUGAUGAGGUAAUUGAAUGUGAAUGUGCCCACAAUACUUGUGGUGUAAAUUGUGAAAAAUGUUGUCCGUUGUACAAUCAAAAACCGUACAAGCAAGGCACAUCAACUGAUAGAAAUGCGUGCGAAAAAUGUGAGUGCUAUGGACAUUCCAACGAAUGCUAUUAUAAUCCAGAGGUCGAUCAUCGUGGCAUAAGUAUUAACACAGAUGGCGUUUAUAGUGGAGGCGGUGUUUGUCUCAACUGCACGGAUUUAACGAGUGGAAUUAAUUGUGAAAAAUGUAUCAGUAGCUAUUAUCGGCCGUAUGGAGUUUCGCCCAGUGUAAAAGAACCAUGUAUUCCGUGCGAAUGCAAUCCAAUCGGUACGAUUGGAACGUGUGCAGGUAUCGGAGGCGCAUGCACCUGUAAACGAGGUUUCGCGGGAAAAAAGUGCGCAGAGUGUGCGCCAGGAUUCAGUGGACAAAAUUGCACACAAUGCCCUUGUAAUUCUCGUGGAACAAUGCCCGGCGGUGAAUGCGAAUCGCAUUGUCAGUGCAAGCUCUACGUCGAAGGCGAACUUUGUGACAAAUGUAUGCCAGGAUAUUUUGGACUAUCAGAAUUAAAUCCUGAAGGUUGUACGAAAUGUUAUUGCUCGGGUGUUGGUAAUAUCUGUGAAAGUAGUAACAUUGUAACGAACACGUAUGAAACAAUGGAAGAUUGGAAAAUAACGGACAUUUCGCGUUCUUACAUUUUGUAUCCUUCGAAAGAUAACGAAACCGGCUUUCUGGUGUUCAACAUGUACGAAAUGUCGGAAUCCAUAUAUUGGCUUGCACCUGAUUUGUACUGCGGCAAUAAGUUACAAAGCUAUGGUUCCAAUUUUGUUUUCACUAUCUCUUGGAUUGUUGUCCGAGGAGACACUAGUGGAAAACCAACUUUCUGUCCCACAUUAAUCAUAGUCGGUGUAAAUGGCAUGAAAAUUGCCAUCGGAGAUGAAAUUUUUUCGGAAACAAACUCAACGAUCUCGAUUCAAUUAACAGAGCAUGGAUGGUAUCAAAUGCCACAGACAAUAUCGGAGAACAGCGGAUUACUUCGACAGAAUGAGUAUCGUGGUGAUCAUGUGUCUCGAUCGCAGUUUCUAUCAAUUUUAAGUAAUAUCGAAAGUGUCAUGCUACGCGGAUCGUUCCACACGGAUCAAGCGGAAAGUAUUUUGAUUCGUGCUUCGUUGGAAUUUAGCAAAGGAACGAAAAAUGAAUUGCGAUCAAACUUGGUGGAGCAAUGCACUUGUCCGCAAGGAUACACUGGAUUGUCAUGUGAAUCCUGUGAUUUUGGUUAUGUGCGGGCAUAUGAGAACACCACAUCGAUUCAACUGGGUAUCUGUUUGCCAUGCUCAUGCAACGGUCAUGCUGAAUCUUGUGACUUGACAGCGAAUAAGUGCAGCGAAUGUACACAUAACACAACGGGUGAAAGAUGUGAAUCAUGCGCAUCGGGCUACUAUGGUAAUGCCAAACUAGGAACACCGCUUGAUUGUAAACGAUGUGCCUGUCCGUUGCUCAAUGACGAAAAUAACUUUUCACCAACUUGCCAACUGAGAGACUCUACGUUUGAUCAACAGAACGAAGUUACCAGUGACUACAGUUUGAUUUCCUAUCAAAACAACGACUAUGUUUGCACUGAAUGUCCAGAAGGCUACAUUGGAGACCACUGUGAAAGUUGCGCCGAUGGAUAUUAUGGAGUUCCAACGAAACUAUCUUCACAGUGCUUAAAAUGCCAAUGCAAUGGAGGACCUUGUGAUCCUAUUACCGGUAAAUGUGUUACGUGCCAAGGAAACACGGAAGGGUGGCGAUGUGAACAAUGUAAGUCAGGCUUCUUCGGAAAUCCAGCAAAGGGAUGUGAACUAUGCCGUUGCCAAAGCGAAGGAUCAGAGGAUAACAAUUGCGAUAGAGAAAGUGGUCAAUGCAAAUGCAAAAAGAACUAUGAUGGAUAUCAAUGUGACGAGUGUGCGUUUGGAUACGCAAACAUCUCGCUUGGUUGCCCAGCGUGCAAUUGCAAUAGCAGCGGUUCGAUUGAGAAUUUCUGUGACACUCACAGCGGCCAGUGUCCGUGCAAAAUGGGUGUCGAAGGAUUGCGGUGUGACGAAUGCGUGGAGGGAUUCUAUGGUCUCUCAACGGACGGAUGUCAAGAAUGCCACUGCAAUCCGUUGGGUUCGGUUGCGCAAAAUUGCAACAAACACAAUGGUCAAUGCUACUGCCGCGAGAAUGUAACAGGUCGUACUUGUGAUAAAUGCUCGGAAGGAUUUUGGAAUCUUGAAUCUGGGAAAGGUUGUCAAAGUUGCGCCUGCAAUGGCAUCGGUAGCAUCAAUUUCAGUUGUAAUGCAUACACCGGCCAGUGUAAUUGCAAGCCCGGCGUUGGUGGUCCGAAGUGUGAUUCAUGCCUUGAAGGCUACUAUGGAUACUCGGCGAUUGGAUGCAAACGCUGCGAUGAGUGUUCAAACUCAGCUUAUAAUUGCGAUCCAGAAUCAGGCCGGUGUAUUUGCCCACUGCACAGCAAAGGAAUCGAUUGCAAUCAAUGUAUGCCAAACUCAUACGGAUGGGAGCACAAAAAAGGUUGCAAAUUAUGUGAAUGCGAUCACACCGGUUCGAUUGGUCAGUCGUGUGACUUGUACACGGGCCAAUGCUUGUGUCGUGAAGGCUUCACGGGACGUCAAUGCAACCGAUGUUCAAUCGGAUACUUUGGUUAUCCAAGCUGUGAACGAUGCAACUGUAAUCGUGAUGGAUCGAUAAUUGCAAAUGAUACCGAACCAAUUGCUUGUAAUGAAGAAGGGCAAUGCUCGUGCAAAGCAUUGGCGACUGGUAAAAAGUGUGACCAAUGCAUCGAAUCAACAUUUGGACUAUCGAAACAUAAUGCGGACGGUUGUACGAGAUGCUUCUGUUUUGGUCGAUCCAAUGAAUGUACGCAAAGUGACUUCAGCUGGGGAUUGAUUAGAGCCACCGAAACACGAUGCGUGACCGUUGAAUAUCAGAAUAUCGAAUAUGUAGCACUUCAAACACCGGAUAACAGUCUCGCAAUUAACUACGAAACCAAUUUUCAAACAUUUGAUGGGUUGUCGGUUAUUCCUGGCACAAAUGGAAAUGUGUCGAUGAAAUCAUCGCGUGGAUUUGAGACGCCUCUCUAUUUCGAAAUGCCCAAGCAAUUCAUCGGAGAUCGAUUGCUGAGCUAUGGUGGUCUUCUCAAAUUCAACAUCGAAAUGAUGGAGUGUAAAACCGAACUUGAUCAAAUAACACUGCAACACUUCCCAUUGAUUCGGAUUCACGCCCAUAACUCAUUGAAUUUAGACUAUUUUGGGCCGGAAUCAUUUGAGACCACAUCAAACAUCACGCAAACAAUUCAAAUGGUUGAAAAUAAUUGGAAGCUGCAUCCAAGCGGCGAAGUAGCUUCAAGAGGAAUAUUCAUGACUGCCUUACAGAAUAUCACAUAUAUUUUGGUUCGAGGAGCAUCAUCAGUUGCUUUCACAAGUCUCACAUUAUCAAACGUAACAUUGGAAACGGCCAUUUUCAUAUCGGGAUCGAAAAAUAAUUUGGCCAUUGGAGUUGAAAUGUGUCAGUGCCCCGAGAUGUAUGAGGGAUCAUCGUGUCAAAAUCCAGGUGAUGGAUACUAUCGUUACAGAGAGACGAUAACUGAAUCAUCUCAUCUGCACUACGAACAUUUUGUCGGAAUAUCAAAGCCAUGUGAAUGCAACGGUCGAAGCAAUAGUUGUAACAAAGAGACUGGUUACUGUGAGAUGUGUGCCAAUAACACCGGUGGAGCUAAAUGUGAAGUAUGUGCUGAUGGUUAUUAUGGAGAUCCGAAAGAAUUCGGUUGCCAGUCAUGCCCAUGCCCAGAAACUCAUCGCAACUUCGCUAAAGGAUGCACAUUUCGCCAUGGAAGAGUCAGUUGUAGCUGUCGACUUGGGUACAUUGGCGAUUUUUGCGACAGUUGUGCACCAGGAUUCUAUGGAUCGCCAGAACAAGAGGGAGGUGGGUGUAUCGAUUGCAAGUGUAAUCCAUACGGUUCCGUUUCCAUUGAAUGUGAUGCAUUCACUGGAGAUUGCAUGUGUAAGGAUGGCAUCAUUGGUGAACGGUGCGAUAAAUGUGGUCAACCUACGGCAAUUUUGGAAAGUGGCGGUUGUACAGUUUGUGACAACUGUACACUUACAUUACUCGAGAGCUCAAACGACCUUGGUUAUUACAUUCAAACGGAAACUCGUCACAUCGAUUUGGACUCCAUUCCAGCGCCAUGGUCACGACUGUUAUCGUACGAAAAUACAACGGAGCAUCUCAUCAUAAGGCUAAAUGACAUUACCAAAUCAACGGAAAAAAUAGAGAAUUACAACGAUUUGCAAAUCGAUAAGUUGAGUUCAAAGGGAUCGAAUUUGAAUACACGAUGGCAAAAAAUGUUAACAAAAGCGGUGAAGCGAAGCCAAAUAUCGGAUAACUUGAGAACGAUUGCGAUUACAUUCUGGAACGAAAUGGAAUACGUUCAAAAUGAAACGCAAGAGCAUAUCAAUGUGCUCAACGUUUUCGGAAUUGGCAGUCAUCAUGUCAAUCUACCGAUUGCGCUGGCUGAAUCACAACAACUGCUGAAAAGUAUUCUCGGUGUCGUCGAUAGUCAUAAUGUCGCCCAUCGUGCGCAUCAAUGUGCGGUCACUUUGAUCGAUCAGUGGUCCAAUACGUCAUCAAUUUUAAGCGAUCAAAUGCUUGAGGCGCUUCAACUCAAAUACGAUAUAAUUAAUGCGAAGAACCGACUCUAUGAUUUGAUUCAAAAUAUUUAUAAGACAUCGGAUACAAUUACCAAUGCAAAGGGCAUUCAUGCUGCUAACGAGAAAAACUAUGGCAAAUUGGUUCACCAGCAGCAGAAAAUAAUGCAACUGCACGGAAGUAUCAAUGACAUUUACAAGGCAAAUAUUAUACCUGAAACCGACACUGUGUUUAACAUGAUCGUUGACAACCAUCAGAAACUGAGACAGGAUCUCGGCACAAUCAUUCAAUUGAAGACGAUUGUUCGUGAUGCAGACGCCAAAUCCACUCAGCAAUUGGAUGGCAUACGACAAGAGUGGCUACCGUUGGCCCAGAACUAUUCGAAUAGUUUGAUGAACAUCGCCAGAGAAUACGUCGGCCUUUUUCAAAAUACGAAAAAUAGCGCCGAAGCGGCAAUGGUUGCAAGUACGGCAUAUAAAAAUAUCACCGACUCAGUUACAAUGGCACGCGAUUUAGCAACUCGAGCUAGACAGACAGCCAUCGAAAGUGAGAAUGAACUUUAUCCAAAACAAGACGAGUCAAUAAUUGAAAAAAGUACAAAGUCAUUGAAGAAAUCGCAAAAAAUCCACCAACAUUCAUUAAAAGAGAUGGAAAAACUGGAUGAUUUGGAACAUUCACUGAAAUCACAGUGGCGCAAGGUCGACUCAAUCAAAAAUACCAUAUGGCAAACGGGCUUGAGAAACAAUAACCUCUCACUGACCUUGAAUUCAUUUUCAAAGAAUGACACACAAGAAUUUUUAAAGCGUACUAUUGAAGUAGCCCAAAGAGUAUCGGAACAGAUGCGUGAAGUACGUCGUAGUGCAAUAGCAAUUACCGGCACCGAUAUUUACAAAUUGAAAUUGAAACUGGCUUCGCUAGAACCACAAUGGGCUGUCAAAUUUGGCUUGGCUGAGGAAAAUGUUUCGCAAUCGAUGAGAAAUAUCAAGGAUAUCAAAAACACUUUGAGCAGUAUUGAGACGUCUUCAAGGCGGAAUGAUGAGAAAUUCAACAAAUGGAAUGAAACCAUGUCGGUGUUGAUGCAAGAUUUAAAAGCCAAAAUCGCCAAAGCACGACACAUUGCCGAUGGAAUUCGCGUUUCACUGGCGUCGAAAUCAGUGAAAUGUAUCCGUUCGUAUUCGUUGCCAACAUUGGGAUUGGCUACGGCCAACAGCAUAAAGCUAUCGAUUGCACUGAAUUCAAAAAUGGCAACGACACCCAUCUUGUUUAUGCAAGGAGAAGAUAAUCGCUACUUAGCCAUUGAAUUGGUAAAAAGGAAGAUACGAUUUGUAUGGAAUUUGGGUGGAGACACCGCAUCCAUAACACAUCCAAUGGAAUUGCAUAAGAAAGAUUUGAAUUACGAUGAGGCAUGGUAUCAAAUCGAGGCGAACCGAACAAUGAACGUUGGCAACUUGAUAGUGCGUCAAAUGGGUACGGGCUGGACAAAGGCAACAUCAGUACAAAGUACAGCAUCGCAACCAGAAUCGACUCGAAUCAUAUUUACACCGAAUAAGCGUUUGUGGAUUGGCGGAGUGCCGGAUGAAAUUCGACCGCAAGAGCUGCUGGCACAGGAAGCUGGCCUCAACGCAGUCUUGAGUAAUGUUUACAUCGAUGAAAAACGGAUUGGUUUGUGGAGUUUCAUGCACACCGAAGGCGAGUGUGAUGGUGCAACGUUGGGCGCUCGCGAAAUCACAUCCAUCGACAAUGCGCGCCAUUUUAAUGGCCAAGGAUAUUCGGUUGUGAAAAAAGAGCGCUCAAAACCGUACAAGAAAAACUUUUUCGCCCUGCAGCUCACAUUCAAAACUUUGGACGAAAAUGCGCUACUUUUCUUGGCAAUCGACGAAAAAAAUAAUCGGUCCAUUUCGCUUACACUUUAUGAUGGAAGAAUUAUGUUCCGCAUUGAUUACGGAGGCACAUCAAAGCUCGAGAUUAGCACUGCCAAGAAGUACAACACGGGACGAUGGACAAGUGUUGAAGUUGCGCGUGAAUUUACAUCAAAACGAAGUACAGAGAAUGGAAACCUCAAAGUGAAUAACGAAGAACCAUUGACGGGCUCACCAACGACGCCAAUCACGUCGAGCUUGUUGCCGGACUUGUCGCGAGCCGUUUACUAUUUGGGAGGAAUUCCGCCUGAUUUUAAAUCGGCCAUAAGCAAAGCACCAGGAGCUGACAAUGCCUAUUUGGGAUGCAUGAAAGAUAUCCAAAUCAACGGUGAAACAUACGAUCCACUCGAGACAUCACUGCGCAACGGUGUCGAAGCAUCUUGCCGAGAGACCAUAACACGUGCUGGCUUUUAUGGAAAUGGUUACCUUGAACUGCCGAAUCAUUCGCUUCGCAAGCGGGCGAAUGUUGGAUUUGUAUUUAAGACGUUACAGGCCGAUGCAUUAAUACUGUUGUCGGUGGUGCCUGCUGUGGAAAUAGCCAAUAACUAUUAUGACGAAAAAGAUUUGCGCUCAAAUUAUUCAUUUGCACUUGUAAAUGGUCGAAUUGAAUUUUGGGCAGAUGCAGGCCGUGGUAGAAUAGAGUUAAAUUCGAAUAACACGCUCAACGAUGGCGAGUAUCACACCGUGAAUGUACUGAAGAUGGGCCGGAAGUUUGAGCUACGAGUCGACGAUGAAUAUCAAAUGAGCCAAUCUUUAUCGGCACAACCGUUUGUAAUAAAUAUGAUUGAAGGUUCCGGUGGAUUUUACGUUGGUGGCAUUCCAAAUGUACCGGAAUACUUGAAUUUACUCCAACGAGCCGAUCCAUUCCAUGGAACAAUCAAAGACUUCGUAGUCAACAAUCAAACGAUAUCAUUUAGUGAUUUGGUGAAUUCGACUUCGGUUGAUGUUGGACGCGAUGGACCGAAAAUGGGUCAGCAUGAAUUGUAUAAUGAAAUGUUGAUGAAAACGGAACCGAUUAGUAAAAGUUUCACUGCCGCGCCAGAGGGUUGCCAUCGAGUUGGCUCCUAUUCAUACGAACCGAAUGCAUUCAAGUUUGGCGACACACCACAGAGUCACUCCAUCAUAAACAUUGGCAAGCAUUUGUGGCAAACAAACUUUGAUAUUCAGUUCGAUUUUCGAACCUUUUAUCCAAAUGGCUUGCUAUUCUUUGUGCCGGGUACAAAAGAGAAGCAAAAACAUUUUUUCACAUUAAUCCUACGGAAUGGGCAGCUUAAUGUUGUUGCACGCGGUCGAAAACGUAUUGAAACCAUUAUGUCACGCAAACUGAAUGACGGUCGCUGGCAUCGAAUCACAUUAAAAUGUGUUAAUAAGGUGCUGACAAUCCGGAUUCAGAGCGAUGGCAAUCUCAAUGCGAUUGAUGAAGAAGUUUUGAAAAUGCCGCGUCGCAUCAGCGCAUCGAAUAUUAUGUACGUCGGUGGCAUUGUGGACAGUAUGCUCACAUUUUCGGCCGAAUUAACGUCGAAAUUGGAACAAUUCAAGGGUUGCAUUCGACGUCUCCUCAUGAAUAAUAUAUCGCAGGAUUUGGCAAGACCCGGAAAACACUUCGCCAUCGGCCAGUGCUUCCCAAAUGUUGAGAAGGGAUCGUAUUUUGCGGGCGAUGCUUAUGCCAUUUACAAACGCAUAUUCCACGUGGGAAAGUAUCUUGAGCUGCGGUUCGAGUUUCGUACAUCUGAAAUGCAAGGCAUGAUUCUAAGUGUGGCCGAACCCGUUGGUUUCCCAGCCAUUUCAAUUGAACUACACAAGGGAAAGAUCGUCAUGUCAUGUGAUUUGGGUGAUGGCAAUCCAUUCCGCGUUGAAAGCAAUGUCCCAUCGAAGUACACUCUCUGCGACAACAACUGGCACAAUGUGUCAGCCAUUUAUGAUUCCAAUCAAAUUGCGAUCCGCGUUGAUAACUUACCAUCCGUCAACAAAUUGAAGCAACAUGAGACUUUGGGAAAAGUUCACACCAAGAGCCCAUUGUACAUUGGCGGCCUACCAGAUACAGCGCCAAGUGGUACACUGUUGAAUCGUGAAAACUUCAAAGGCUGCAUACGAAAUGUUGUCAUUAGAAAUGAGCUCAAAGAUUGGACCGAUAUGGAUGAAAUACAAAAUGUACUACUCAGCGAAUGUCUAAUUAUGUCAUAGAAGGGAAAUUGCAUGUGUUAAAUUGCCAUAUAAUAUUACGUAGAUUUAAAAACUAUUUAUCAGCAUUUAGCCUUAACUUUAAUUUAUAUUCUACUUAAGAGCAAAUAAAUUGAUAAAAAUCACAAA
Messenger RNA from Sitodiplosis mosellana (orange wheat blossom midge), 10563 nucleotides. RefSeq names its product laminin subunit alpha-1 (gene wb). Lineage: Eukaryota; Metazoa; Arthropoda; Insecta; Diptera; Cecidomyiidae. The record is from RefSeq and is a predicted model, not a curated record. The transcript is spliced from 33 exons. Bases 415 to 10437 code for a protein of 3340 amino acids. Gene Ontology annotation, cellular component: basement membrane. Gene Ontology annotation, biological process: axon guidance.